Messenger RNA from Carica papaya (papaya), 1053 nucleotides. Lineage: Eukaryota; Viridiplantae; Streptophyta; Magnoliopsida; Brassicales; Caricaceae. The record is from RefSeq and is a predicted model, not a curated record.
AAGAAUGAUUUCAGCCCUGAUAUUAUUAAAAAGAAACAAAUAUUAAACAGCCGGCGAUUUUUGUUUGCUAUGAGAAAAGCUUAUGAGCAGAUAAUUUCCUGUAUCAUCUAUAAAUACCCAUCAUUCAUCUUCCGCUCAACCAAGCAAUAAAUUAGUGAAGGGAAGUAUCCGAAAUCACCAUGAAAGUUUUUCGCUUCGUUGCAGUAAUGUCUUCUCUAUUGGCAGCCAUAGCAGUUUCCUUUGUCUCUGCAUCAGACCCUAGUCCUCUACAGGACUUCUGUGUGGGUACCAAUGAGCCAUCGAAUAUCGGUAUGCAUUGGUCUUAUCAUCGUAUCAGGAAUUCAGUGUUUGUGAAUGGAAAAUUCUGCAAAGAUCCAAAACUGGCGACUGCAGAUGAUUUUUUCUUUUCAGGCCUUACAAAGCCUGGAAAUACUACGAAUCGAGUUGGUUCAAAUGUCACAACUGUUAAUGUCAACCAGAUUUCAGGACUGAACACUCUUGGCAUAUCCAUUGUUCGUGUUGACUAUGCCCCUGGUGGCCAGAACCCACCUCAUACUCAUCCCCGUGGUACGGAAAUCCUAGUGGUCUUGGAAGGGACAUUGUACGUUGGAUUUGUGGCAUCUAACCAAAAUAACAAUACUCUCUUUACUAAAAUUUUGAAUCCUGGUGACGUUUUCGUGUUCCCGGUAGGAUUGAUCCAUUUUCAGUUCAAUAUUGGAAAGAUAAAGGCUGUUGCUUUUGCUGCUUUAAGCAGCCAAAAUCCAGGAGUUAUCACGAUUGCAAAUUCAGUUUUCGGGUCCAAUCCACCCAUCGACCCUCAUGUCCUCACCAAAGCAUUCCAAUUAGACAUGAAUGUGAUAAAGUUUCUGCAAUCAGUGUUCUGAUAAAGGUUAGAGAAACCGGAAUAAUUCAUUAAGCUCACUUGCGAUAGUGGUAUGUUUUUCGGAUGAAGUCUAUGGUGUAUGCCAUUAUUGUAUAAAGAGGUUGAUAGUGACCUCUCUGUGUUUGGUUUUGGAUAUUAUGCAAUAGUUCCUUUAUAUAUGUAUUUAUGAG